UCGAGUCCUACCGUUUUGGUUUAAGAUCUAGACAUGUUCAAGGACUACACCAUCGUGGUCUCCGCCGAUACGGCAGUCUGAUCAAAACGAUUCAAGAGAAUCAGGCGGAAGGUUUUUUCUGAAAUUCAUAAAAUCGGGUGAUCUUUGCAAUAUGCAUACGUAUAUCCUUGGUAAAUGUAUUGGCUUUGUUUGGUUAACGAUGUUGAUAGGAUUAGGUUGUGAUCAAAUUAGAAAAAAAUUGGGUCUUUUCUGAUUUUUUUUGGCCAAUUCUCUGAUUAUGAGUUUUGGAAUGGUUGGAAUGGUAGAGGAGGGUUUAGGCGUAAGGUAAGAGAAAAUGGGAUUGAACCCAAUUUGCAUACUUCAAAUUCUCUGGUGAGCUUGAUGUUUCAUUGAUUUGACAAAGCAUGUAUUUGAGAUUGUGGGCAGUUGCAGGAUCAGACUACAUGUUACUUACAACAGGCAUGAUCAAGGAGUAUUGUAAGGUAGGGUAGAGAAAUGAUAUGACAAUGAUGCAGGUUUUGAGUAUUGCCUAGCUUUGUAUCAAGAUUUGGAUGAGAAGUGACUUUCAGGCUUGUAGUUUAGUGAUUGGAGAUUCUGCAAGAAGGGAAAAUUACAUGAAGGUUAUGUGGUUUUUCUGCAAUAUGAUUCGUUAAGGAGGCCAAGCCAAAUGUAGUCAAAUACACCACGUUAAUGAUUCAUCCGUAUGGGGACAGCUUAGAUUUUUCUGUGUGUUGCAUCCAAAGAUGUACUGUGUACCCAAAUUCCGAGUUCACCAACCAGGGAUGAAUGAUACUGUGUACCUAAAUUCCAAAGAUGUACUGUGUACCCUAACAGUUUUCGUCUGGUUAGGAGAUAAUCACUUCUUGAAAGCAGUUUGAAUGUUUCUCAAAGAAUGGUCAUGUACUACCCACGUUUUUUGUUUGGUUAUCUUGGAGGAUUUAAUUACCCAUCAAGAAGAUAAUGAGGGAGAAAAAGGCUAAAGAGAUUCAUUCGACUUGCAAAACCAUGGUUGGAAUUUUGUGCACAUAGUGAUUGAGGAGAGAGAUAGAAAGUGAAGGGACUUUAAAUGUUAGACCCGUUGAAACUAGUGGUGGGCCUGUGAAGGUUGAGGUUGAGGGAAGAGCCAGCCUGCCCAAAAGAAAAAAUAUCUUGUGCAACUUGUGAUGCUUGGUAGCUUUGGUCCUACAUGCUUAUCCAGAUAUUUGCAGAGAAAGAAACAUCAAAAGGAGGCAAAGAGGCUUUCAUGGGACCACACUGGAUGAUAGUUGCAAAAUACAUUGUGGUUAAGGUUUGUCUCUUGAGCACAUGUUGAGACUGGGAUACUCUUCUGUGAGAACGCAUUAAUAGCUGUAUUAAGUGUUGAUAGAAUUUGUGGACGGUAAUUCCCGUGACAUUUAUGGAGGUAUCUGUGAUGUUUUUCCUAUUAAAAAGACAAAUAAGGAGACCCAAAAAAGGUGAGAACAACUAUACACACAAAGAAAUUUCUUUUGUCUGAAGACAAAGGGAGUGGUCAAUGACCAGUACUCCCCUAUAUGUUGGGUUAGGACUUCUACUCAUUUUGCAUCGUUGAGAUACUAUACUGCCUUGAAAGACUUGGUAUUGGAUGGAAACUGUAGAAGCGGGGCAUGAUGAUGUUAUUGGUUGGUUCGAGCAUGUGUCGGAAAAUGCCUGCAAGGUCCAAAGCGAGACGCUACGAAGGAUUCUUGAGCUCAACUCCGGAGUGGAGUAUCUGAGGAAAUGGCUUGGGACUGUUGAUGUAGAAAAGAUGGACGAUUAUACUUUGGAAACUCUCUUUACUUCCUUGGUGCCUAUUGUUUCACAUGCUGAUUUAGAUCCUUAUAUUCAAAGAAUUGCAGAUGGAGAGACUUCUCCAUUACUUACACAAGAACCCAUCACUGUUCUGUCCCUCAGCUCUGGAACAACAGAAGGGAGACAAAAGUAUGUUCCGUUUACUCGCCAUAGCGCGCAAACUACUCUUCAGAUUUUCCGAUUAUCAGCGGCUUACAGAUCAAGGUUUUAUCCAAUAAGGGAAGGAGGGAGGAUUCUUGAGUUUAUAUACGCCGGGAAGGAAUUUAAGACGCUAGGAGGAUUGACAGUAGGAACGGCCACAACACAUUACUAUGCGAGCGAAGAGUUUAAAACUAAGCAAGAGACAACAAAAUCCUUCACUUGUAGCCCACAAGAGGUCAUCUCAGGAGGUGAUUUCGGUCAGUGCACGUAUUGUCAUCUCCUACUUGGUCUCCAUUACUCCAGCCAAGUAGAGUUUGUCGCCUCUGCUUUUUCUUACACCAUUGUCCAAGCUUUCUCCUUUUUCGAAGAAAUCUGGAGAGAGAUAUGUGCUGACAUCAAGGAAGGUAAUCUUAGCUCAAGAAUCACUCUGCCCAAGAUGAGAAAAGCUGUAUUGGCUCUGAUCAGACCAAACCCGUCUCUUGCUUCUCAUAUCGAGGAGAUCUGCUUAGAGCUGGAAACAAAUCUCGGAUGGUUCGGUUUGAUUUCAAAGCUUUGGCCAAAUGCAAAAUUUAUCUCCUCAAUCAUGACGGGUUCUAUGCUGCCGUACCUGAAUAAGCUGAGGCAUUACGCUGGCGGUUUGCCCCUGGUGAGCGCAGAUUACGGGUCAACCGAGAGCUGGAUUGGUGUGAACGUUGAUCCUCAUCUUCCCCCAGAAGACGUGAGCUUUGCUGUGAUUCCCACUUUUAGUUACUUCGAGUUUAUACCACUUUACAGGCGGCAGAAUCAAUCAGACAUAUGCAUUGACGGUGACUUUGUCGAAGAUAAACCUGUGCCGCUCUCUCAAGUCAAACUCGGGCAGGAGUAUGAACUUGUUCUAACCACUUUCACAGGUCUUUAUAGGUACAGAUUAGGAGACGUAGUUGAAGUGACCAGUUUUCACAAAGGCACACCGAAGCUAAGUUUCAUAUACAGAAGAAAACUCAUCUUAACCAUCAACAUUGACAAAAACACAGAGAAGGAUCUUCAGAGAGUUGUUGACAAGGCGUCUCAGCUUCUGAGCCGAUCCACACGAGCUGAAGUCGUUGACUUUACAAGCCACGCAGACGUUAUAGCUCGUCCUGGUCACUAUGUAAUCUACUGGGAAAUCAGAGGAGAAGCAGAUGAUAAGGCUCUUGAAGAAUGUUGCAGAGAGAUGGAUACUGCUUUUGUGGACUAUGGUUAUGUAGUGUCGAGGCGCAUGAACUCGAUCGGACCGCUUGAGCUACGAGUUGUGGAACGAGGAACGUUUGGGAAAGUGGCGGAAAGGUGCGUUGGGAAAUGCGGUGGCUUGAACCAGUUUAAGACUCCUAGGUGUACGACCAAUUCUGUUAUGCUUGACAUACUUAAUGAUUCUACUAUCAAGAGAUUUCGCAGUUCAGCUUAUGACUAGAAACCUGAUUACUAAAUUUAGUUUUGUGUUUUUAUCUUUGUGAUUCCAUGGCGGCUGUGUUAGUGUACUCAGUUUUGACCAUUUACAAUGAAGAAUAAAAGGAUUAUGUUACUCUUUUGGUUAAAAACAAUGGAGUUAC
This is a messenger RNA of Arabidopsis thaliana (thale cress), 3518 nucleotides long. RefSeq names its product Auxin-responsive GH3 family protein (gene DFL2). Bases 1604 to 3379 code for a protein of 591 amino acids. Lineage: Eukaryota; Viridiplantae; Streptophyta; Magnoliopsida; Brassicales; Brassicaceae. The record is from RefSeq and is marked reviewed. The transcript is spliced from 6 exons.